GAGAUUCGCAGCGAAAGUAUUUAAAACUGUGCAAUUGUUUUGAAUCGUUGAUCAGUUGCGGUCAGUGAUCGAUAAUAUGUGACGCGUGGUCUGCGAGAAUCUUGAAUAUUAAAAAAGUAACAAUUUUUAUUCGCAUCAAUACCGAUGAGCACAAACAAAUUGAAUAUGACGGAAGGCAGUUUAAUUGAGUGGUACGCCGGAAGGACGAUUCUCGUCACAGGCGGUACUGGUUUUAUGGGAAAAGUACUCCUAGAAAAAAUGCUACGUUGCAUACCUGAUCUGAAACGAAUUUACGUUUUGUGUCGCCCCAAAAAAGGAUUUUCUCCCGCUACUAGAAUUGAAGAACUUUCUAAAUUACCGUUAUUCGACAAAUUGAGAAAGAGUAACCCAUCUGUGUUCAAAAAACUGGUGGCGAUUGAAGGAGAUCUUACUCAAAAAGAUUUGGGACUAGCCGCCGAAUCUAAAGAGCUUCUGCUCAACGAAGUUUCUGUUGUUAUCAAUGGAGCAGCUUCUUUGCGUUUGGAGGCUGGUCUGAAAGCUGCUGUGGAGCAUAAUACUGUCGGCACUUUGAGAAUAUUGGACUUGAGCUGUCAAAUGAAACAUUUAAAGGCGUUUAUCCACCUUUCAACAGCUUUUUGUCAUUGUGAAUACGAAGUCUUGGAUGAAAUAAUUUACCCAGCUCCUGUUAACCCCAGAGAUGUUAUACAAAUGGUUUCGUGGAUGGAUGAAACUACACUGGAAGCUAUCACCCCAAGGCUGUUAGGACCUCAUCCGAAUUGUUACACUUACUCAAAAAGAUUAUCAGAAGCUUUGGUGAGCGAAUAUGCGGACAAAAUUCCAGUAGCUGUGGCUAGACCAUCUAUAGUUACACCAGCCUUGUAUGAACCAAUGCCUGGCUGGGUGGACAGUUUGAAUGGACCAGUUGGAGUGGUUGUGGCAGCUGGAAAAGGUCUCAUUAGAUCUAUGAUGGUUGACGAAGAUUUUUGCGCCGAAGUAAUUCCAGUUGAUGUUGCAAUCAAUGCAAUAAUUGCUAUUGCUUGGGAACGUGGACGUAGCUCAAAAGACUUGGAAGAAAAAGUUCCUGUAUACAAUAUCUCGAAUGGUGAAGUUCAAACUAUGACUUGGGGUGAGGUAUUAAAGCAUGGUAAGAAAUUGAGCUACGAGUAUCCAUUUGAAGCUGGAAUAUGGUUUCCAAAUGGGACCAUCAGAAUGAAUCCAAUAACACAUUAUUUAAUUGUACUGUUCUGUCAAAUCAUACCGGCCUAUUUCAUCGACGCAUUGCUCUUUUUAAUGGGUCAAAAAACCUUCAUGGUAAGAGUACAGAAAAGAAUCCAAGUCGGAAUGGGUGUAUUACAAUAUUUCACCACAAGAAAAUGGAGUUUUUUGAAUCAUAAAACAAUUGCUCUCACAAAUAAGCUGAGUGAGAAAGAACAGAAAAUUUUUUACAUGGGGAACACAAAAGCAGACAACAACAAGUAUCUACUAGAUGUUUUAUUGGGAGCUAGACAAUAUUGCAUGAAAGAACCAUUAUCAACAUUACCAAAAGCUCGUUUCCAACUUAAACUGCUAUACUGGUUAGAUUGGGUUGCCCAAAUUUUAUUGUGGGGUAUGCUCACUUACUAUAUUGCUAAAUGGACCAACUUAUCAAACACAUUGAACCAAUACAUUAAUCUGAAUGGUUCGUAAAUACCUAUACCAACAUUUUAAUGGAGUCACAGGUUUACAGGAAAAAUUGAAUAUUUUGAAUGUAAUAACAGCCCUUUGAAUUGUGAACCAGCAUACAAUAACAGUGCAAGACAACGUACCAUGGACUUCGAUGCAUGGAUUUUCAAUGAUUCACCAAAAUAAUAUUCUAAUACAUCUUUGGAAACAUUGUUUUCACUAGAUAUAAAAGAUUUCCUUCAAACUUUAGUUAGGUACACUGUACACUAGUUUUUCCAACACCUCUAUAUUUUGGAGAAUUGACCUGAAUUCUUAAAACACAAGCGCUGAUUCAUGUCCACUUUCAACAAUUUUACAACUCAAAAAGUUGGUGAGGUCGGGAAUAUUUUUCAACAAGCACUCUGAAUAUUGUUGUGAUUUGAAGUUUGAACUCAAUAGUGAAUAUCAUUGAUAUGAAUGAAUACUGUGAUAUGAAUUUGAUAUUACUCUCAAGCAAUGAGGAUAGAAUUCUAGAAAAUAUGUUCAUUUGUGGGUACCUAGGUACUGUGGGAUGUGUGAAAAUUUACUUGAAUGUGCCACAUCAAAAAACUCAUUUAUGAAGACAUUGUGCCUAGUACUUUGAUUGAAUGAACUUUUAGAUUAAUUCAAAUUUCACCCCAUCUACCCUGUAAACCUGUUUCUGUUCUAAGAAAGUUUCAUUUUAUCUACCAUUAAUUAAUUUCUCAGGACAAAUAUGAAUUUAUGUACCUAUUAUAGCCUACCCUACAUAUUCAUUUCAUGUAGAUGUGUGUACAUUUUAUUCUCAUCUAGCAUAUACUUAAUGUUGACUGAUCUUUACCUUUUUAUUUAGUUACCAGUAUGAAUACCUACUUGUUAUGAAUAAGUUUUAUACCUACUACUACCUAUGUACCUACUUUUUGACAUGUUUAUAUUCAGAGUAGGGCAAAGAGGAAAAGCUCUCCUCUCUAUAACUGCCCAAAACUCUUGAGUUCUUUUAUAUUUUACUUCAGGUGCGGAUACUAGAGAGAAAAAUGUGGAGUGUUUUUUUUGUUGUUUGUAAUUUUACACCUGAUUUUCUUUAGUCAUAGUUAAUGCUCUUUGAGUCUGAACUAGGUAGUUUUCCAUGACAUAAUGUAAGUAAAAUCAGCACUUGUAGAAGAAAACAAAGGUUUAUAUUUUAUGUAAAUAAUGUGUACAAAAUGUACAAAAACAUGAAACUUGGAAGGCAUUUAUUUUCAGCUUGUGUUCAGAUUAGGUAUUUUUUUAUUUUGAGAUGAUUUUAUUAUAGAUAGGAAGUAGAAACCACAUUACACCAAAACUGACAAUUUUUUUGAAUAAUUUGUAGCAGAUUGUUGCAUAGUGUGCAGGAGGUGCACAUUACUGCCACUAAGUAUAUGUACUUUGUGUGUACCUAUUAAUUUUAUCAUUAAAAUAUAUUGCAUAGCCUAUCUUA
Planococcus citri (citrus mealybug) is the source of this 3115-nucleotide messenger RNA. RefSeq names its product putative fatty acyl-CoA reductase CG5065. Gene Ontology annotation, cellular component: peroxisome. The record is from RefSeq and is a predicted model, not a curated record. Gene Ontology annotation, molecular function: alcohol-forming very long-chain fatty acyl-CoA reductase (NADP+) activity. The coding region runs from base 145 to 1686 and encodes 513 amino acids. The transcript has 10 exons. NCBI's taxonomy places the organism in Eukaryota, Metazoa, Arthropoda, Insecta, Hemiptera, Pseudococcidae. Gene Ontology annotation, biological process: long-chain fatty-acyl-CoA metabolic process.